Molecule: messenger RNA, 546 nt
Organism: Colletotrichum abscissum
Lineage: Eukaryota; Fungi; Ascomycota; Sordariomycetes; Glomerellales; Glomerellaceae
Exons: 1
Coding region: 1-546 (181 amino acids)
Source: RefSeq, a predicted model, not a curated record
AUGCAGGGCUCCAUACAUCGACGUUGUUCAGGCUCUUUGGCUCCUGGUCACUGGUCACUGGUCACCACUGCCUGGGACUGCAAACUCAACCACUUGUUUCUCUCGACACUCCUGGGCAGCUGGCUCACUCUCAUCGUCGAGGAGGCCACCGAGGCGGCGACGAGACCCAUCUCGCCCAUUCCCUGCAAAUGCCAUGCCAGCCCGGCCACGCCCUCCCGUGUGAGGUGGUGGUGUCUACAGUCUGUGUGCGGCGGUGCGGCCUGCCUAUGCCUUGACGAAUAUCCAAGUUUCCCACCCCUCUCUCUCUUCUCUGCCGCUGGCGAGCGCCUCCCCCCCUGGUUCCCGGUCCCAUCCCAUCCCCAUCCUGGCCCCAUGUCCCUACCUUAUGCUGCCGCUUUGCACUUUGCCCAAUGCUUCCCGCUGCCAGACCCAAACCCUACCUGGCGCUUGCUUGCUUCCCUCCUGCUCCUGUCGUCCUAUCUGGCACGUUCUUAUUCUUCGUCCUGGACGCGCUCUCCCCUCUGGUUGAUAGUUCUCGGCUUCUGA